UUUCUAAACCCUACCCGACUCCGCCGCCGCUCCCGCUCCGCCCCAGCGCAUCGCCCGCCGCCACAGCGUACCGCGACCUCAUCUAUCACCUUCAGCUUUCAAUCAUGGCGGACGUCGAUGUCGAACCGGAGGUUGCCGCCGGAGCUCCCAAGAAGAGGACGUUCCGCAAGUACAGCUACCGCGGCGUCGACCUAGAUGCGCUUCUCGACAUGUCCACUGACGACCUCGUCCAGCUCUUCCCCGCGCGCGCCAGGAGAAGGUUCCAGAGGGGUCUGAAGAGGAAGCCCAUGGCGCUCAUCAAGAAACUGCGCAAGGCGAAAAAGGAUGCUCCUGCUGGUGAGAAGCCUGAGCCAGUCAAGACACAUCUCCGUAACAUGAUCAUUGUCCCUGAGAUGAUUGGAAGCAUUGUUGGUGUCUACAACGGCAAGACCUUCAACCAGGUUGAGAUCAAGCCUGAGAUGAUCGGCCACUACCUUGCUGAGUUCUCCAUCUCCUACAAGCCGGUCAAGCACGGCAGGCCCGGUAUCGGUGCCACCCACUCCUCGCGGUUUAUUCCUCUGAAAUGAGCUGGUACUCGGCUCUUUAGUAUCCCAAGACAUUUUGUGUUGUUCCAUUCCAGCUCAAGAAUUCAAAGCUAAGCAUUGCACAAUUAUGCUGUUUUGUUGGAAGUAUUUGAGUUAAUCAUAUCUAAGCUGAGUUGCUACGUUCUUGUUUUUCCCCUUGAUUUUGGGUUUAUUCCUGAAAGUUUGAAGAAUAUCCUUACAAUUUUGGGGUGCCGCGUGUGGCUUGAUUGAAAUGUGACGGUGCCAAUUUAUUGGGUGGCCCCGUUAUCAUG
Zea mays is the source of this 835-nucleotide messenger RNA. Its product is annotated as 40S ribosomal protein S15. The transcript is spliced from 4 exons. Gene Ontology annotation, biological process: ribosomal small subunit assembly; translation. Gene Ontology annotation, molecular function: RNA binding; structural constituent of ribosome. The coding region runs from base 105 to 566 and encodes 153 amino acids. Lineage: Eukaryota; Viridiplantae; Streptophyta; Magnoliopsida; Poales; Poaceae. Gene Ontology annotation, cellular component: cytosolic small ribosomal subunit; ribosome. The record is from RefSeq and is marked validated.